Talaromyces proteolyticus is the source of this 2433-nucleotide messenger RNA. Its product is annotated as putative GTPase activating protein. The transcript has 5 exons. The coding region runs from base 1 to 2433 and encodes 810 amino acids. Lineage: Eukaryota; Fungi; Ascomycota; Eurotiomycetes; Eurotiales; Trichocomaceae. Gene Ontology annotation, molecular function: GTPase activator activity. Gene Ontology annotation, biological process: activation of GTPase activity. The record is from RefSeq and is a predicted model, not a curated record.
AUGACAGGGACAGAUCUAAAACUUACCCCGCCGCCUUCGCCGCCGUCUCCGUCGACUUCCUACUACGACGUGAGCGACGACGAAGAGAACGGGUAUAAUACCAUUGCUCAAUCUAGCUCUGGAAAGGGUGUGAAACUGCUGUUCUCCAAAAGCAAGGUCUAUAUCCACCCUACUCCAUCGUCGAAGGAUAACAUCCCCGGAUUCAUUGCCUUGGUUCAACAGAAGCCCGCAGCUGAUACGAUAUUACAUAACACAUCCGGAGCACCUGCAAAACAUGUUGAUUCUUCUUCCUACCUUCUUGCCUGGGUGCCCGAGGCAGCCAUGGGAGACGCUUACGACACCUACGUCAAAGUCGAUCUCUCAGAAAACAACUCACCCCCUCGACAAACAUAUCUCGUACCGGCCCUUCCUACGAUGACUACAUAUAGAGAUGCAAUCGGCAUGUAUGCGUUUGCAGUUCCCCUUUCGGAGAUAUAUUCUUUGUGGGUGCGACCGCCAAGUAUUGGAUGGUGGUACGGAAGUGUUGUUAUAUGCACAAAGUCAGGCGAUAACUUUCCAGUUCUUUUCUUUCAUGACAACGAGUGUGAAUCGACAAUAUUACAGAAGAGAAGAAGGACCCGGGAGAGUUUCAACCCUUUCGCAGAUGAUGGAAGCAUGUUCUGGGGAGGGGAUGAAGUUUUGAGGUGGAUAAAACGCUAUGCAACCGUCGAACGAGCCGGAGCUGAUCCAAGUAAAUAUCUCAUUAACCCAACGGAAGAAGACAAGGCUUCGUUUGGUCGACCUCUCAGUUCAAAAUCACAGAAUCCUCCAGCCGAGCCCUCCCAGCAACCUACCCGUGACGCUGCGAUGGACCCUCUCACAAAGGCUUUGAAGGAGACCCGAUGGAAGGUCUUAGAAGGCCUUAGCCGUAUUACAACCUUCACACGCCGUACCGCAAAUGAAAUCGCGGAAAAUCCAAUUAUCCCACCUCAAGUACGCCGGUUGAUGAAGAAUCCUGAAGUGCAGACCUUGCAGGAUGAAUUUGACAGUGCCAGGAUAUACCUUGCCCGGUGGGCAAUGAGCAUUGCUGAACAGAGUGAGCAGGAAAGAAGCCAACGUAUCUGGACCGCCCAGGAUGUACUAGAAAGAGAGAACAGUUCUGUGGGAGACUUCGAAAUACUGGAGCUUGAGACAGGUACCAUGUCUAUACAAGAACGUCGCAAAGUAGUGACUAUCGAGGAGUGGAACAGUUGGUUCAACAGUCAGGGUGGUCAUCUACAAAUCACAGUUGACGAGGUCAAGGAGCGAAUCUUUCAUGGCGGUCUUGAGCCCAAUGACGGCGUCCGCAAAGAAGCCUGGCUCUUUUUGCUGGGGGUCUAUCCUUGGGAUAGUAGCGAAGAUGAGCGGCGAGCCAUUAUGAAUUCCCGUAGAGAUCAAUAUGUGAGGUUGAAAAGCGUUUGGUGGGAGAGAAUGGUGGAUGGAGACCCUUCCAGCAAAGACUUCGAAUGGUGGAAGGAACAGAAAGCCCGUAUAGAAAAGGAUGUUCACCGCACAGAUCGGACAAUUCCGCUCUUUGCUGGAGAAGACACACCUCACCCUGAUCCUGACUCACCGUUUGCCGAUGUAGGCACAAAUGUUCAUCUUGAGCAAAUGAAAGAUAUGCUCCUGACAUAUCACGAAUUCAAUCCCAGCCUAGGAUAUGUUCAGGGAAUGAGCGAUCUACUUGCCCCAAUUUACGCUGUUAUACAAGAUGAUGCGGUAGCCUUCUGGGGAUUCGUCGGGUUUAUGGAAAGAAUGGAACCAAACUUUCUUCGCGAUCAAUCUGGCAUGCGUGCUCAAUUGCUGACACUAGAUCAUCUAGUACAACUCAUGGAUCCACAACUUUACAUUCAUCUUCAGUCGGCCGACAGUACGAACUUCUUUUUCUUCUUCCGAAUGCUUUUGGUCUGGUACAAACGUGAAUUUACCUGGGGUGAUAUACUCCGAUUAUGGGAAACUUUGUGGACAAAUUAUUUGUCUAGUGGUUUUCAUUUAUUCAUUGCGCUAGCUAUUCUGGAGAAGCACCGAGAUGUCAUCAUGGAGCAUUUGAAGCACUUUGACGAAGUUCUCAAGUAUAUUAAUGAGCUCUCGAACACUAUGGAGUUACUUCCUAUUCUCACGCGCGCCGAGUCACUGUUUCGCCGUUUCGAACGGACUGUGCAGGCAGUUGAUAAGAAGAACAAUUUUCCAGCACCCAAUAUCUACCAAAGAAUUGAACUACCAAACAAGGGCAAAUCCCCCCAACGUGCUGUCAGCACUGGUAGCAGCGUGAGCAAUCAGCAAUCUCAAAGCACGAGGCAACAGAAGGAGAAGGUGAUAUCCCCAGAGCUUCGUCAGCUCCUUGGCCGCACAACUACAAAGUCCGCAUCCACCGAGGUCCAAGAGGAAGGGCAAAGCAGAACCUCGAACCCAUAA